AUAUGGAUGUGUGGUGGCACGAUAGAAAUCUUAACCUGUUCAAAAGUCGGUCAUGUAUUUCGUGAUACUAUGCCAUACAUGACAGGGAGGGGCACGGCCGAGAAAAACAUCAAGCGUCUAGUUGAAGUUUGGUUAGAUGAUUAUAAAUCAUUCGUAUAUUCAAUGAAGUCUCAAUCUUUCCUGGCUCUGGACGCUGGUGAUGUAGUAGAGAGACAGGAACUAAGAAAGAGGUUACAAUGCAAUAGUUUCUCAUGGUAUCUCCAGACUGUCAUUCCGGAAUUACGCAUUCCAGAUCCAAAUCCGUUGGGAAGAGGAGAGGUUUGA
Messenger RNA from Paramuricea clavata, 324 nucleotides. The record is from the annotation of a GenBank genome assembly. Lineage: Eukaryota; Metazoa; Cnidaria; Anthozoa; Malacalcyonacea; Plexauridae.